AUGCCGCUUGCUAUCGCUUCACAGACCGACGAUGCCGCUCUCAAGCGACGUAUGGCCCUUGCCGGCUCGUCUGGGCCACUGGCUGCCUUUCAAAACCUACGGGUCGUCGGUAUUGCCAUGUUUGCUUGUCUAGGUGGAUUGCUAUAUGGCUACAACCAGGGUGUUUUUAGCGGUGUCUUGACAAUGACCGCAUUCGGCAACCAUAUGGGCGCAUACACAACGGACUCUACUAAAAAGGGUUGGCUGACUUCAAUCUUGGAAUUGGGUGCUUGGUUCGGAACACUCUAUUCGGGAUUUUUGGCCGAGGUGCUUAGCCGGAAAUAUGCAAUUUUGAUCAAUACUGCUAUUUUCAUUCUGGGUGUUAUUAUUCAAUGCACAGCCGUGUCAUCUUCCGGUGCAAAUUCCAUUCUGGCUGGUCGUUUUAUUACUGGUAUGGGUGUUGGUUCGUUGUCGAUGAUUGUCCCUAUGUAUAAUGCUGAAUGUGCUCCUCCCGAAAUCCGUGGUUUACUGGUCAGUCUACAACAAUUUUCCAUCGAAUUCGGAAUCUUGAUUUCUUUCUGGAUCGACUACGGCACAAACUAUAUCGGUGGAACAGGCGACAGCCAAAGCGAUGCAGCCUGGCUAAUCCCUCUUUGCCUACAACUUGUUCCCGCCGUCAUUCUUUUUGCUGGUAUGAUUUUCAUGCCCUUUUCUCCUCGAUGGCUUGUGCAUCACGACCGCGAGGAUGAAGCCCAUCGUGUCAUCGCCAUGCUUCACGGAGGCAGUGGCACAUCAGCCGCGAUCGAUGAGGUUAUCGAGCUCGAAUUCCUAGAGAUCAAGGCUCAGUCUAUGUUCGAGAAGCGUUCUACCGCAGAAAAAUUCCCUCAUUUGCAGGAGCAGACGCCUUGGAAUACCUUCAAGCUUCAGUUUGUCGCUAUCGGCUCUUUGUUCAAGACCAUGCCUAUGUUUCGUCGUGUCAUCGUCGCUACCGUGACUAUGUUUUUCCAGCAAUGGACUGGCAUUAACGCCGUGUUGUACUACGCACCAAGUAUCUUCGGUGCCUUGGGAUUGUCUAACAACACGACUUCCUUGCUGGCGACUGGCGUUGUUGGUAUCGUCAUGUUCUUAACCACCAUCCCAAUGAUGGUUUACGUCGACCGAAUUGGUCGCAAACCCGUUCUCAUCGCCGGCGCCAUUGCAAUGGGCAUCAACCAUCUCAUCAUUGCCAUUAUUUUCGCCAUCGAGCAAGACCAAUGGCCAACCCACAAAGCCGCUGGUUGGGCUGCGAUCGUGAUGGUCUGGCUCUUUGCCGGAAAUUUCGGCUGGUCCUGGGGUCCAUGUGCAUGGAUCAUUGUCGCUGAGGUCUGGCCACUAAGUGCUCGUCCUUACGGAAUUGCCCUCGGUGCCAGUUCCAACUGGAUGAACAACUUUAUUGUUGGUCAGGUUACACCGGAUAUGAUUACUCAUAUGAGGUAUGGUACAUUCAUCUUCUUUGGAGUGAUGACUCUUGUGGGUGCAGCAUUCGUAUGGAUGUUUGUGCCAGAGACGAAGCAGCUCACCCUCGAGGAGAUGGAUGUCAUCUUUGGUAGUCAGGGUGUAGCCGCUUCGGAUAAGGAGAGGAUGGAGCAGAUUCGUCUAGAGUUGGGAUUAGUGGAUAGAGCUAGCGAGGAAUUGCAGACCGCAGAGGUCAGGGAGGAGGUCAAGGAAAGUGAGGUCAAGGCUGAGUAA
Molecule: messenger RNA, 1707 nt
Organism: Talaromyces marneffei
Lineage: Eukaryota; Fungi; Ascomycota; Eurotiomycetes; Eurotiales; Trichocomaceae
Exons: 5
Coding region: 1-1707 (568 amino acids)
Biological process (GO): carbohydrate transport; transmembrane transport
Cellular component (GO): membrane
Molecular function (GO): carbohydrate:proton symporter activity
Source: RefSeq, a predicted model, not a curated record